GCUGCCCUUUCGACCAUUUUGUGUAUGGUAUAGUGAGGUAUCAUCUGUACAAGGAUCUGAUUACUUCCGAGGCAAACCUCCUCUUUGAUUAGGAUUGGGGCCAUAUAACGGUAAGCGCAAAGAAAGUUUAACAUGGAGGACCCUAAUCUACAGAUGAGACAGACUGGUUUGGAUUUCAACUACUUAAAAAGUGUACCAGGACUUCUUAAAAUUUUGGAAAUUCUUGGCCUUCUGUUAGCAUUUGCCUGCCUUUCUGGCUUUACACUGCAUUACACCGACUCUCGAUAUGGUGGAAGAUUUGACUUCUUUUACUUUGCAACCAUCACAUCAUGGCUGGUGGUAAUAUUUCUGUUCAUCUUGUUUUUGCUCCGGCUUUAUGAGAGGAUCGCUAUCAACUGGAACUUUUUUAUGGCAGUAUACUCCCCUGUUACUGCCUUUCUUUUGUUACUAGCCUCAUCUCUUGUCCUUGAUACUGCUAUACACUUGAGAAGAGCUGAGAACAAAGAUGGAAGUGGAGCGUAUUUUAGGGUCUGCACUGUAGAACCUUGUGGCAAUGUUGAGGCAGCUGGGGCAUUUGGAAUCAUUACAAUGGUGUUGUUUGCUGUGGAUACUGUACUGUUCUGCUUGAAGAACAGGAACACAUCGGCAGCAAAGCAGCAAACAUCAUUUGAGGGAGAUAAUAAUGAUGAUGGUCAACCUGUGGAGUCAACUGGAGCAGAAUAUUAACUGAAUACGUACUUGGGGUUAUUUAGCAAUUCAGAGGCUCAUAAUACCCAUGUUAGUGUAACGUUUAAUACGUUUAAUUUUAAGAAUUUGACAUCUCAAGGGUUGGAUCCAGGAAUGCUUCGAAAGGAGUGACCCAAUAUUCCUUCUUGACCAACCUACCUCUGCAAACCCUCCCCUCUUUCCCCUCACACACUCAGUUACAUGAACAAAGAAAUUCAGCCAGUUAAGAGGUUAUCUUAUGUGAUCUUGUCAUGGCAAGAACUUUAGAGAUCUUGGGAUCUGCUACUGCACCUAGAAAGCAUGAACUUUGAUCAGUGUUCGUACAUCCCCUCAAUCAGUGAUUUAUUUAUCUGAAUCUUCUCUACGAUAAUAUUUUUUAUUUUUAGAGAAGUAUAGAUAACCCUCCUCAUUUAUCAGGUGCACCCUGUGUGGUUAUCAUAAUUGUAUACCCAUAGAACCGAUGGGUCUUAUCAUUCAUUGUUUUUAAUUGCUUUUGAGGUGUCAAAGUUCUGAUAAUCGAGUGUAACUUUUGAGAUGACAAUUAUUGAAGUAUUUAUUAAAUAUUUUUAGGUUCUAUUUUUACUGAGUAACUGGCAUUACCCUGGCCGCCUGUCGCCGUUAGUUGCGCAGGUAAUCUAAUUUAAGCUUUUACCAGAUCCUUUAAACAAUUUUCUUGAAAUAAGUAAAACAGCAGGUGAGAGUAGAAAAUGCUUCUCUAAUAUGAAUGUUUGGUUGCGAUGGCUCAGUAUUAUGUCUUCUUGAAAUAUUUUUUCUGAUGUUUUAACUAUUGUUUCUAACGUAUUUAAGAAUGCGCUGAUGUAGAUAUUUGUAAAUCAGGUUAACUUAACAGUGAUGAGCUUAAAUCAUUUGAUUUGAUUAUGAUAUGUUAUAGUUCACGUUUUGUGCAUACGCUGCGUGUAGCUGGCCAUGGAGAACAAAGAUAUGUAGUGAAAAGUCACUCCAAAACGUAUUGUAAUAUACAGUUCUUAACUACAAGAGUACUUUAAUGCUAUCUCUAAGACGACUCGCAUUCCUUUGAUACCGCACAUACAGAAGAAACUUAAAAAUUUGAACCUCCGUCGGUAAUCUCUAUCUUUGGUUUCAAAUGUAAAUAAUGUUAAAGAGAGAUCAUGACUUUCUUUUGCUUUGCAAUUAUGAAAUACAGCUGAACCUGUGUUAAGUGGUCACCCAUGGGGAAUUGUGGGCUGAUAACUAAUGACAGGUUCCACAGAAUAGGGGUAUAAAAAACGAUGAAAAAACGUUAUUUUAUGCCAUAAUUGACCACUGAAUGUACAAACACUGGCUCAAAAAAUACUUCUAACCCUGAUGUCUGGAGAUAAACAUGAAUUAGAUUUCACAUGAUAGAUUAUUCUUAGUUUUAUUUGAGUGGUUCCUCUCUCAGUGACCGUUUAAUAUAAGUGGCAGGCAAUACAAACAAUGAGGCUGUUGGGACUCUGUCGAGGGGGGCCACGACCGCUUAAUAUGUGUGAAAAUUACACUAAUUAAGAGGACUUUGGAAACCGACCGCUUAUAUAGGGUGACCGCUUAAUACGAUGUACUUAAUGAUGUACAGUUUCGACUGAAUCUACUCAGAGUAUAACUUUGUAUUCCUGUUUAGUUUUGGUUUUUCAUAUUGGGCACGAAUAGCCGUAAUUACUCGGUGUGUUAAAAUAUAAGCUCGAGACUGUCGUUAGUGCUUUAAUGAUAAGCAUACUUAAACACAGGUUGUGUAAUGAUCGGGAAAUUAAGAAUGCAGAAUUUCUAGUUCAUUUGCAAACGGGAAAAUCCGUUUAUUGACUGCUGAAUUUCAACCAUAUGAGUGACGUGUGUGCUAUUCAAACUUCACGUUCUGGAUUAAAGUAUGAACAAUUUUUUCAAAUGGCAA
Molecule: messenger RNA, 2611 nt
Organism: Pocillopora damicornis (cauliflower coral)
Lineage: Eukaryota; Metazoa; Cnidaria; Anthozoa; Scleractinia; Pocilloporidae
Cellular component (GO): membrane
Source: RefSeq, a predicted model, not a curated record